Messenger RNA from Hevea brasiliensis (rubber tree), 2443 nucleotides. RefSeq lists its product as uncharacterized. Bases 555 to 2234 code for a protein of 559 amino acids. The record is from RefSeq and is a predicted model, not a curated record. Lineage: Eukaryota; Viridiplantae; Streptophyta; Magnoliopsida; Malpighiales; Euphorbiaceae. The transcript is spliced from 11 exons.
UCAAGGAAAGAAGAAAGCUAAAGGAAGGGUAAAAGAUACAAUCGAAGGAGAAGGAGAGACUUGAGCUCUUUUGUGUUUGUUUUUUUUUUUGAAGGAAAAAAUGUUUUCUUUUCUUUGAAUGCAUAUUGGAAAGAAAACGACCUAUAAAAGCUCCAAGUUUUUUACACAAACCAUGAAAAAAGGCAACUCAGAGUGUUGUUUUUCUUUGGCUAUUGUCCCCAGAUCCGGCAUCGUCGGACCCACUCAUUCAUCCAUCUGUUACAGCCUCUCUUCUUCUAAUAUCUCUCCCUCUUUCUGUUUCUUUUGUCCUUGUUUAUUUACUGAGAGAGGGAUCCUUCAGUUAGCCAUUUCCUUUUAUCUUCUUCAGGUGUUUCUUUGGCAGUGAGCAGAGGAUCUCUCUCCUUCAUUAGUUUUGAACCUUUUUUGGACAAGGUCAUGAUAUUUUUUCUCCCAGAUUUUAUUUUAUUUUUACCUUUGCUGUGUUUUCAAGUUCUCUAGAUUUCAUAGAUCGUUGUAAGACUGUUGACCACGGUUUAUAUAAUCAAGUAGUCAUAAUGGGUGGCUGUGUGUCCACUUCCACUCCACCAAAAAGAGUCAAAACACACAAGAAACACCUUCGGCGAUUUGGCAAACACCAUGUGAAGAUGUCUAGUUCUCAUGAUGCGAACAAGAUAAUAAGUAGCGAUACAGGAUGUGUGACAGAUUUUGCUGUGAGUCAAUUUGUCCAUAUGGAUUUUGAGAAUGAUAAAACUAGUUCGAGAAGAUCUGCGGCCUCCAAUUCAACUUACCACCUCAAGCAGAUGCAAUGGCACCUCAGUCAAGUAGGCAUUGAUGGAGUUUGCCAAGAGGAAGCUUGGUUUGAUUCAGUCAGUAUUCUGGAAUCUGAAUCUGAUGAUGAAUUCAGCAGCAUGCUUGGAGAUCGAUUUUCAUCAGUGGGCUCUGCAGUUGGGAAUAUUUCGUGUGGACAAGUGCUUCAGUAUGAAAGUUCUUCAUGUUUUAUGGAUGGCCAGGGUAAAUAUGAAGAAUACCAUGAAAGUUUUGUGAAAAUAGAUGGACAAGGGAUAAGCAGAGAUGAACACAAUGACUCAAAGGGGUUUGCCCUUAUUGGUACCCAGGGUUAUGAACUUUCGCUAUCAGGGAAGACUGAGGAAAACAGAAUGAAGAAAUUGUUGGAUACUUAUGGAAGCUUUAAAAGUUCAAAAGAUGUUAGACACUCACAAGAGAAUACCAUAAAAUCUGGCUUACCUCGGUUGUUUCCUUCUGUAAGUUUCAAUGAUAAGGUUUUAAAUGCGUCAGCUCAACAAAAGAAAUUAGGUGUUUUCAAGCUUUCCUUUAAGAGGAAAUCAUGUGAUGGAGAUGAAAUGAGUGAGCACUGUGCUUCAAAAAGAUUCUUGUAUUGUCCGAAAGCAGGGUUUGUUAUUCCAUGUAGCAUGGGAGAGAAGUCAACUAUGGGAUGUUGGUGUGAGAUUCCUCCCUCAAAUUUCAAACUUCGUGGCGAGACCUAUUUCAAAGAUAAGAGGAAGUGCCCUGCUCCAAAUUGCAGUCCAUAUACUCCAAUUGGUGUUGAUAUGUUUAUCUGCCCUAGAAAGGUUAAUCACAUUGCACUACACCUUGAGCUCCCUAAUGUAAAAGUUGAAGGGAAAAUCCCUUCUCUUCUAAUUGUAAAUAUCCAGUUGCCGACUUAUCCUGCUGCAAUGUUUCUUGGUGAUAGUGAUGGGGAAGGAUUGAGUCUCGUACUGUAUUUUAAGGUUUCUGAAAACUGGGAGAAGGAAAUUUCUUCUCAAUGUCAGGAUAAUAUCAAGAGACUGAUAGAUGAUGAGAUGGAAAAAGUGAAAGGAUUUGCAAAAGAAUCAAGCAUACCGUUUAGAGAAAGACUAAAGAUAAUGGCUGGUUUGGUGAAUCCUGAGGAUCUCAAUUUAAGCUCUGCUGAAAAGAAGCUUGUAAAUGCUUAUAAUGAAAAACCAGUCCUUUCUCGUCCCCAGCAUGAAUUUUAUAAGGGCCCCAAUUAUUUUGAGAUUGAUCUUGAUAUUCAUCGCUUCAGCUACAUAUCUAGGAAGGGACUUGAAUCAUUUAGAGAUCGUCUUAAAAAUGGAAUUGUUGACCUUGGUUUAACCAUUCAGGCACAAAAACAAGAGGAGCUUCCAGAGCAAGUGUUAUGCUGUCUGAGACUGAGCAAGAUUGAUUUUGUGGACCAUGGACAGAUACCAACUCUUAUGACCAUGGAAGAUAAUUGAGAGAGAUCAGACACCCAAGCAUGUAAUAUAGAAAGGAUGAUCCAGAUUAGCAUGAGCUUUCCAUGCACAUUUGACUCCCAUGUUACAGAAAUUGUGCAAUUAGUGACACAGAAAAAAAAGGCACUCUUUGUAUCCCAAUUUUCAAAUCCAAAUGUGAAAUGCUAUUCAUUUCUGUUCAAAAAAUAAGACAAAAUGUUCUUCUGAUUCAA